Messenger RNA from Phymastichus coffea, 2723 nucleotides. RefSeq names its product cysteine--tRNA ligase, cytoplasmic (gene CysRS). Gene Ontology annotation, biological process: cysteinyl-tRNA aminoacylation. Gene Ontology annotation, cellular component: cytoplasm. Gene Ontology annotation, molecular function: cysteine-tRNA ligase activity; ATP binding. Lineage: Eukaryota; Metazoa; Arthropoda; Insecta; Hymenoptera; Eulophidae. The record is from RefSeq and is a predicted model, not a curated record. The transcript is spliced from 9 exons. Bases 194 to 2407 code for a protein of 737 amino acids.
UACACGUGUCCUGACGUUAACAAAGGCGUCAGCAUUUUGCACUUCAAAGCGAAAUAUAUAAGCUUUGUUGAAUAUUUAAGACUGUUAUUAAAUUACAUAUAUUUAAAAAUUAAAAUUACAAGAACAGGAUAGUUUACUGAGUAAUAAAAUAGUAUUAUUUACAUUAUCACGACUUCGUUAAGUAUAAGGAAAAAUGUCUAAGAGAUUGCAGCCAUCCUGGACUCCUCCAGAGCCUAAGAAAGAUCCUCCACUAAAACUUUACAAUAGUCUAACAAGGCAGAAGGAAGAAUUUAUUCCACAAUAUAGAAACAGAGUGUUGUGGUACAGCUGUGGACCAACUGUUUACGAUGCAUCACAUAUGGGCCAUGCAAGAUCUUACAUUUCCUUUGACAUCUUGCGAAGAGUAUUAUCAGACUAUUUCAAUUAUGAAGUGUUAUAUGUUAUGAAUAUAACUGAUAUUGAUGAUAAAAUUAUCAAAAGAGCCAGGCAGAAUUACUUAUAUGAUAAUUAUGUUAGUGAAAAUCAAAGUCUUGAUCAAAUAUUGACAGAUGCUAAAGAUGUUAUCAGUAAUUUUCAAGAUACUGUCAAAAAAACUACGGAUUCUGAUAAAAGAAAUAUGUAUGAAAAGAUAUUAGUCAAAGUGAAGGAUACACUACAGAAACUUGAAGGUGCUGUAAAAGCAAAUAAUGAAGCGCAAAUUAAAAUAUUCCAAGAGGUUUUGCUCAAAGAAGCAAGAGAUCCAUUGUCAGACUGGCUCGAUAAGAGGAAAGGUGAUACAGUGACUGAACAUUCUAUUUUUAGCAAGUUGUCUCAGUACUGGGAAAAUGAAUUCCAUUCAGAUAUGGAUGCUCUUAAUGUCUUAAGGCCAAGUGUUCUUACCAGGGUUAGUGAAUACAUACCAGAGAUAAUAACUUUUAUUGAAAAAAUCAUAGCAAAUGGUCUAGCUUAUAAGAGCAAGGAAUCUGUAUAUUUUGAUGUAAAGGCAUUUGAUAAGAAUGAAAAACAUUUUUAUGCUAAGCUAAUUCCUGAAGCAUAUGGCGAUACUUCAUCACUUCAAGAUGGAGAAGGUGACCUGAGCAUAUCAGCUGAGCAGCUGUCCGAAAAACGUUCACCAACGGAUUUUGCUUUAUGGAAAAGCUCCAAAAGCGGUGAACCAUGGUGGGAUUCACCAUGGGGUAAAGGCCGUCCAGGUUGGCAUAUCGAAUGUUCCGUUAUGGCUUCAGCUAUUUGUGGCGAAAGUCUCGACAUUCACACAGGUGGUGUCGAUCUAAAAUUUCCUCAUCACGAUAAUGAACUUGCCCAAGCCGAGGCCUAUUUCAAACAUUCACACUGGGUUAGGUACUUUUUGCACUCCGGUCAUCUGACGAUUUCAGGUUGCAAAAUGUCCAAAUCGCUGAAAAAUUUCAUUACUAUUAAGGAAGCAUUGAAAAAGAAUACUGCAAGACAAUUGAGGCUUGCAUUUUUGUUUCACUCAUGGAAAGAUACAUUAGAUUACAGUGAUGCAACGAUGGAGAUGGCGGUUCAAUACGAGAAGUUUUUGAACGAGUUCUUUUUAAAUGUUAAGUGCAGAAUCAGGAAAAUAGGUAGUGGCGGCACGACUAUUCAUACUUUUAACAAGUGGGAUAGUAAAGAAUUUGAUUUAAAUAAUAACUUUUUCAAAGUUAAGGAUGAUAUUCAUGAGGCGUUGUGUGAUAAUAUAGACACAAGAUCUGUUCUUGAUAUCAUCAGAGAACUAGUAUCUAAUAGUAAUAUCUACAUGAAAGAUUGUGCAAAUCCCAAUAUUCUUCUGCUUCGAGAUAUUGCUGUGUACAUUACCAAGAUACUUGCGAUAUUUGGAGCCAUUCCGACCCAUCACGCUAUUGGUUUUCCUCUUGAUGAUGAGUCACAAAGCAUUAAUAUUGAAGAAACAGUUAUGCCUUAUCUUGAAAUCCUCUCUGACUUCCGCGACAAAGUCCGAAGUAACGCGAGAACGUUAAAAGCUACAGAAAUUCUAAAAGAGUGCGACAAUUUGCGGGACGAAGUGUUGCCAAACGUAGGUGUACGUCUCGAGGAUGAAGAAUGUACCGGCUCGCGAGUAAAGUUUGUCAAUAAGGUGGAACUGUUGAAGGAACGUGAGCAGAAGAAACGAUUGGAAGCUGAAAAGAUGGCCGAGAAGGAUAGGAAAAAAGCAGAGGCUGAUGCUGUUGCUGCAGUAAAGGAAGCUCAGAAAAAAAUUCUGCCCAAAGAGAUGUUCAAAGCUGAAACAGAUAAAUAUUCGAAGUUCAAUGAAAACGGUCUUCCAACACAUGAUAUUGAAGGGAAAGAGAUUAGUAAAGGUCAAUUGAAGAAACUGCAAAAGUUGCAGCAAGCUCAGGAGAAACGGUACGCUCAAUAUUUAGCCAGUGUAGAAAAUAGUACACAAAAUUAAAAUAUAUUUGUGAAAGCCACAAAUGGUAUAAAAAAUUAUUUAUUUAUUUAUUUCAAAUUUUCUGUUCUAAUUAAUUAUUUUACACGUUUGAUAUUUGUAUUAACAAUAAUACAUCCAUUUCCAUUACAUAUAUAUAUGCAUAAUAUAAUUUAUGAAAAAGAACUGUCGUUAAUCGGUUGUAAAUUGAUCCACUUGUAGGUCAUGGAACUGUGCUUUAAUUUGUUUUAUUUAAUUUCGACUUUAAACAUGUAAAAAUUAAUUUGUUUAUGUUUUAUAACUGUUUUAUAAAUGACCUCUUUUUCGUAAUAAAAAGCAA